AUGUAUUUGUUGGUAGUUACGGGCUACAGCAAGGCACUAAAUCGCAUUAAGCUGUUGACACAAGACGAUAUGGAGACCAUACGACAUCAACGACUGCAAACGAAUUUGCGGGCGCUCUCAGAGGCUCCACCGCUCCACGAGCUGUUCGUGUUCAGCGACAUCACCACGGUGCGCCGUAACAUAAUUGGUGCCCCACGGGCGGCCCUGCACACGGCCCUCAACAACCCACACUUCUACAUGCAGUGCCAGUGCUGCGUGCUACGCGAGCAAACGCAGCUCAUGGGUACCCUGCCCGAUCUAUCGGUGGUGUACAAACUGCACCUGGAGUGCGGCCGCAUGAUCAACCUGUUCGACUGGCUGCAGGCGAGGAUCCGGACGGAGAGGUGGCCCAAGAGCAAAUCGAUCCGCAGAUACAGGCACGCUUCACGCGCGCUGUGUCAGAGCUUCAGUUUUUGGGUUACAUUAAAAUGUCCAAGCGCAAGACCGAUCAUGCCACACGCCUCACCUGGUAGAUGCAACAGCAUUGGGGGUUUUCUAUCUCUUUUAUUUAUAAAUUGCUCGCGUGGUACGGAAUAAAUACAUAUUUUUCUAUGGGCAUGCAAGAAAUGUCUUUGAGAAGCAA
Messenger RNA from Drosophila miranda, 622 nucleotides. Its product is annotated as origin of replication complex subunit 3-like. NCBI's taxonomy places the organism in Eukaryota, Metazoa, Arthropoda, Insecta, Diptera, Drosophilidae. The record is from RefSeq and is a predicted model, not a curated record. The transcript has 3 exons. Gene Ontology annotation, biological process: DNA replication initiation; DNA replication. Gene Ontology annotation, molecular function: DNA replication origin binding. The coding region runs from base 1 to 576 and encodes 191 amino acids. Gene Ontology annotation, cellular component: nuclear origin of replication recognition complex; DNA replication preinitiation complex; nuclear pre-replicative complex.